Messenger RNA from Penicillium diatomitis, 2406 nucleotides. RefSeq names its product putative JmjC domain protein. NCBI's taxonomy places the organism in Eukaryota, Fungi, Ascomycota, Eurotiomycetes, Eurotiales, Aspergillaceae. The record is from RefSeq and is a predicted model, not a curated record. The coding region runs from base 1 to 2406 and encodes 801 amino acids. The transcript is spliced from 2 exons.
AUGAUUCCGCGUGCGCAGGUCGCCUUUGAGCCAUUCCCACCAGACGUGGACAUGCAAAAGGAGGUGGAAACGAUCCCUCACUUUGAAUUCGCUCAAUCCAUCCCCUGUGAUUAUCUCAACCGAUUCCCCCGAGAAUCCCUGGACCUUUACAUUCGCACCUGGGUGGUCCAGCUGGGUCGGCCGCUCGUGGUCACGGGCUUUGAUAAACUACUCGACAAGAAGGUCUUUUCGGAGAAAUGGCUGAUGCAAACCUAUGGCAAUCAAACUUACGAUGCCCGGGAUCUGGGAAAGGGUAGCAAUCUUCCCCUCUCGCUGGGCCACUAUCUCAGGAAUAUGAACAAGCUCACCGACCGCAUCAACGACAAAACCUUCAAUCGAUCCAACAUCCAACGAUUAUACCUAAAAGAUAUCGAUUGCCCGAAAGAAUGGCAUCAGUCCUUGGAGCAGUUACUUCCCUCCACCUUCUUCUACCUCAACCACGAUCCUCUCACGGGACAAAAUUCACCAGCCUCCUCAACUCCCGACAUGCCCAAGACUCCCGAUGGACAGACCGUGGCUCGAGCCGGAGAUCUGAUGAGCAGUCUCCCGGAGGCGAUGCGGGCCCAGAAUCUCAUGUGCUAUAUCGGCCAUGAGGGCACGUAUACUCCAGCGCACCAGGAAAUGUGUGCCAGUCUUGGUCAGAAUUUGAUGGUGGAGGCGACGGACGGGUCGGUGGAAAACGGCCAGCCCACGCGACCGGGCUCGUCCAUCUGGCUCAUGACUGAGACCAAGGAUCGUCACAUCGUGUCCGAGUACUGGCUGUCGAUGCUCGGUCAUGAUCUCGACCUGGAAAACCAUUUUGCAUCCCUGCAAGCCUGGAGAAAUGCACCCUUCAAGACAUAUGUGGUCGAACAAAAACCGGGGGAUCUCAUUCUGGUGCCUCCGCUGGCUGCCCAUCAGGUGUGGAAUCGCGGUACGAGGACGAUGAAAGUUGCCUGGAACCGAACCACAGUGGACACGCUCGAGGCUGCGUUUGACGAGGCGCUGAGCCAUGCGCGUAUGAUCUGCCGUGACGAACAAUACAAGAACAAAGCGAUUGUGUAUUACACCCUGGAGCGGUAUUCGGAACUGCUAUGCAAGGCUCCCGCCAAUUCCUCACACCCCGAAAUACAGAUGCUGCGGGAGGAUUUUCGCCGCCUGUUUUACCUCUACUCUGACAUUCUCCUGUCCGAAGGCUUUUCGAAAAACGCACCACCGGCCAAGGAGAUUGACUUUGAAAAGUUCGAGAGCAACAUCACAUGCUCCUACUGCCGAUGCAAUAUCUUCAAUCGAUUCUUGACAUGCCCAUGGUGCGUCGGAGAGGGCAACGAGACGUAUGACAUUUGCAUGGACUGCUAUGUCCUCGGUCGAAGUUGUCAAUGCGUUUCCAAAUUGAAAUGGGUCGAGCAAUUCCCUUGGGAACAACUAACCGGUCGAUACGAGACCUGGCGGCGGCAGAUUGUCGAAUGGACGUCCGGUUCAAAUGCGAAGCAAAGAAAACCUCCGACCUUACUGGUGGCUCGGUCUGAACUUGGACGCAAGUCUCUCGCGGAGAUAUGCCAAGAGCAACUUCGCGCUCGACCAUGGGUCGAUCAUAAGAAUCCACCCGCCGUCACUCGAGUCGCCACCCACAGUGAUGAAGAGGAGGGGGACAAUAGUGAAGCUCGCGCUCGCAAGAAACGCAAAUCCAACGGCAAUAAGCCCGCGCCCGGUAAAGCCCGAUGCCACAUGUGCCGAUCCCAAGAGGAAGUGUGGAAACUGGCAUCGUGCGAAAAGUGCAAGUUACAUUACUGCUAUAGCAGUCUUUUCCGAUCUUUUGACAUGCUUCCACUUGACGCGAUGCAGCGUCCCCACUGGCUGUGCCCCAGAUGUCGCGGCAUAUGCAAUUGUGCCGCCUGCCGCCACGACGAGACCAUGACGCCUUACAAACCUUUUAAUAUUCUCAUGGGCCAUGAUACGCAGAAGAUUGCGGACCCUCGCAGUAUUGAGUCCCUGGUCAAUAUGCGCCUGUCCAAUCUGGCCCUGCUGAAGACCUUUGGAGAUGAUAAUGCCGAAAGAUUGGAACGUUUACAACAUGACGAGACACAGCGAUCGGACGCAUCCCUUGUAGAGCAGGAGAUUCGCUCGGAUUUGGAAGCGUUACAAACGGGGUCCGUUCAUGACAUUCAGGAUGCUGGAGACAUGCCAUUGCCUGCACAGAGAGAACAAGGCAAUGGCACAGAACCUCAUCCGCCUCACACAGGGGAUGGGGCCUUGGAUGCGCAACCUCGGCCACCGGGGGCUAUUCCCAUCGAUCCGGCGCUGGAGCUUGAUGGAUCAUGGAUGGACCUAAGCGGGUUCGGCGAAGACUUUUUUGAACAAGCUGCAAAUGCCAUUGGGUUUGGGUGA